Messenger RNA from Anoplopoma fimbria (sablefish), 727 nucleotides. RefSeq names its product C-1-tetrahydrofolate synthase, cytoplasmic-like. The coding region runs from base 68 to 727 and encodes 219 amino acids. Gene Ontology annotation, biological process: tetrahydrofolate interconversion. The transcript is spliced from 7 exons. Gene Ontology annotation, cellular component: cytosol. Lineage: Eukaryota; Metazoa; Chordata; Actinopteri; Perciformes; Anoplopomatidae. Gene Ontology annotation, molecular function: methylenetetrahydrofolate dehydrogenase (NADP+) activity; methenyltetrahydrofolate cyclohydrolase activity. The record is from RefSeq and is a predicted model, not a curated record.
CUCAGAGACGCCCACAUGAUGAGUGAACAAACAUCAGAGUCACAAGUCGUCGUAUCGUCGCCCAGUCAUGUUUUCAUUGGCCGUCCUCUCGCUCCGUCUUCGGGUUUCAGGUUUCCAUCAAAUCAGACGCUCCACGGCAACCGUUGUCUCCGGCAACAAAACAUCCAGGUUGGUGAGGGAGCGUCUGAAGCAGCAGGUGGAGGAGAUGAAGAGUCUGUUCUCAGGGUUCAGACCUGGUCUCGUGGUCCUACAGGUUGGAGACAGAGACGACUCCAACCUCUACAUCAGCACCAAACUGAGAGCUGCAGCCGAGAUUGGAAUCGAAGCCAAACACCUGAAACUGCCGAACACAACAACACAGGAAGAGGUCCUGAAGAACAUCCUGUCCAUCAAUGAGAACUCGUCCGUUCACGGUCUGAUCGUCCAGCUUCCUCUGGACUCUGUGAACUCCAUCGACACCGAACUCAUCACCAACGCUGUCUCUCCAGAGAAGGACGUGGACGGUCUGAGCUGCAUCAAUGCGGGGAAGUUGUCUCGAGCGACCUCACGCACUGCUUCAUCCCCUGCACCCCCAACGGCUGCAUGGAGCUCAUCAGACAGACGGGUCAGUCCAUUUAACAAACACACCUUAUGGACUCAAACACAUCUCAGGGACCAAUCAGAGCCUGACUCCUGUGACUUCCUGUUCCUGUGCAGGCGUGUCAGUGGCGGGGAAACACGGUGGUGA